This is a messenger RNA of Ogataea haglerorum, 2952 nucleotides long. RefSeq lists its product as uncharacterized. The transcript has a single exon. NCBI's taxonomy places the organism in Eukaryota, Fungi, Ascomycota, Pichiomycetes, Pichiales, Pichiaceae. Gene Ontology annotation, molecular function: ubiquitin protein ligase activity. The coding region runs from base 1 to 2952 and encodes 983 amino acids. Gene Ontology annotation, biological process: ubiquitin-dependent protein catabolic process; protein polyubiquitination. The record is from RefSeq and is a predicted model, not a curated record.
AUGAACACCAACUUCACUGGAUCGACCAGAAAGCGCCAGGUCAACCUCGGCAACAGGAGUUUGUUUGCAAAGAACAAACAAUCCUUUUUGCAGACUACCCAGCUCGAGCGCCAGCGCCGUGAGAGGGCCCGCAUAGAGGCACGGGCCGCAACUACGAUCCAGUCGCUUGCACGCACGUAUCUCGACCUCCAGCACGCGCGACGCAAGCUGGGUGCCAAUUGGGACGGUAUCAAUGUGGCAGAGUUCAACUUUUUCUGGCCCGAGCUCGCCGGCACCCGUGAUCACACCUACCUCGAUAGACUCGAGCACAUUGUCCAGACGCAACAGCUGUCUGCCUCGACGGCCUCCAAGACGGCUCGGACGCUGAUUGAGACGAUUCCGCGGUCGCCAGACACUGAAAUCGCAAAGAAAUCCCUUCAAGUGGUCCUUCUUCUCGCCCAGAAGUACCCUGUGUCCGCCGACUGGAACCCGCUCGUGAAAUACCUGCUUACCGUAUACGCCAAGGACCCGCUGUUUUUGGCGACCGUCUUUGAGCUCUCGAGCUAUGCUAGUGAGGGAAUUUUGCGGUUCCUCACCGCCCCACAGCCGGAGUUUGUGGACUUCGCAUUGUCGCACAACUACGCUCUUUUGCGGCGGUCGAUCGAACUGCAAUUUGAGUGGAUCUGCGCCCACAGACCGUUGUUUGAAAACCUCACAGAUACAGAGAAAUUCCACUACUUGGUGAACGUGGUCACCAUUUUAUCGCAUAGCUCCAUCGCCAUCACCAAGUCGUCACUCGAGGCUUUCUCCAUUAUUAUAGGUGGAAUUUCGGCCAAACUGCAGUUCGAGGACGAGGCGAGCGGCCAAGAGAUUUUUGUUCUGCCCGAGGAACGCAAACAGAUUGAAAAACUGUAUGCCUCAGACUUCACCAAGUCGGUGAUUAGACAGUGCGAGGUCUUGCAGGUCGAAACUGAUCUGUUUGUCUCGUUCUUCUUUGCAUUGCUCCAUCUUGUGUCUGCCAAAGGCAGCGUGAACCAGCUGUUGAGGAACGAACUACUGGUGAACCUUAUAGUGGCAUCGUCCUCUAUGGACUUUAUGAACCAGUUUUUCAUGAACCUCAGCAAUGAACACUUAUUCGCUCAGGUCUUUGUUCUGGCAGAGGAGAGAGCACAUAUUUCCAACGAUGGCGAGCUUAGACAAACUUUGCUGGACCCACAGAAAGAGAUGUGGUGGAAAACAUUGUUUCUUUUGGAAGAGCUUUACGGUUACUUGCUUUGCGUGUCCAACGAUGCCGAUCUGUUCAACCCGGGAAGACUCGACAAGGAGAACUAUCUUUAUUUCGUGAGGUUCCUUCGCUCUUUUUCUAUUUUUUAUGUCGUGGGACGGCGUAUUGUGCAAUAUGCGGAUCUUUCUGUGUCGGAAGCCAGAAUACUCACAUUUUACAAGAACAUCGGCCUCUCAACGCUGAAACUCCUGAAGCAGAUUUAUCUCCGCGACCUUCGAAUGAACCUCACAGACGAAGACUUCUGGCUGCUCAAAGACCCUGUGUUUUCGAUGCGCAACGUUUCCAAACUUGUUCCAUUGCUUGAGAUGGACGACGACGAAGACGAGGCUGGAGAGGAAGACGGAGAAUUGUACCUUCCGGCAAGCGUUCUGCAAGCCUCAAAUACUCAACUACAGGACAACCUUCUCAUCCUCAUAUACCUCCCAUUCAUGAUACCUUUCGACACUCGAGCCGAGCUGUUCCGACAGCUGAUUGAAAAAGACAAGUCUCAGAUCACAGGAAUCUUCAACCCAAAGAUACAAGGUGUUGUUUCACGAGAGAAUGUUCUCUUCGAUGCGUUUGAGCAAUUUGGAGAGCUGCGCGGGCAGCAGUUCAAACUACCCUUAUCAGUGGAGUUUAUCAACCAGUUUGGAGAAAAAGAGGCAGGGAUUGAUGGGGGCGGACUCACCAAAGAGUUGCUCACCAGCAUUGUGGACAGCGCAUUUUACGUUUCCAACUCCAAUGCAGACAAGAAUGGCGGGAUGAGGUUCUUUAAUGCGACGUCCAACUUCCAGCUGUAUCCCAACCCUGAUUACUUCUUGAAGUUGAAGCUACAGCAGCAAAAUCCUUCCUAUGACUUUAACUCGGAGGAGAAAACGUUUCAUCUACAGAUGCUCAGAUUUUUGGGAAUGGUGAUCGGUAAGUGUCUCUACGAGAACGUGUUGACAGAUAUUCAGUUUGCCCCCUUUUUCCUUAGUCGAUGGACCAACACGCCCUCAUUCCAACAGAGAAUUUCGUUUGACGAUCUCAAGACUUACGAUACAGAGCUGCAUGGAAACCUCUCCAAGCUACUGAAACUAACAGAGCAUGAAAUCGACGAGUUGGACCUGAACUUUACCAUCAGCGAAAAGUUGCAGGAUUCCUCAGAGGUUGUCACCAUUGAGCUACUUCCUGGCGGACGAAAGAUGAAGGUGAACCAUCAUAACAAGCUGCAGUACGUGUACUGCGUGGCCAAGUUCAAGAUGGACCAGUCGAUUGCCAUCCAAUCGAAGUACUUCAUAGAAGGACUGUCUCAGAUCAUUAAGCCCAAAUGGCUUUCAUUCUUCAACGCGUAUGAGCUGGCCAAGUUAAUCUCGGGCGGAGAGAAAGAGAUUGAUAUUGAGGAUCUGCGCCGCAACACCGCACUGGGUGGCUACACAAUGCGCGAUCAGACCAUUGUAGACCUCUUUGAGCUUCUCGAAGAGUUUGACAACGACUUGCGGUCAAGGUUUCUCAAGUUUGUCACCUCCAGCUCGCGCGAACCACUGCUGGGCUUCAAGGAGCUCAAUCCGAAAUUCGGAAUCCGCAACUCGGGAACAGACAUUUCAAGACUGCCUACGGCAUCUACGUGCGUGAAUCUCCUCAAACUGCCCGACUACAGGAACAAAAAGCUAUUGAAGGAAAAACUACUGUAUUCCAUCAACUCGCACGCAGGUUUCGAUCUUUCCUAG